AUGUCCCCAAGAGGUUGGGGUCCAAAUGCCCGGAAGGAUCAACAAGAACGCGUUUAUCCAGUGCUGGAUCAUGGUGAGCUGGUGGUGUUUCGCGACGAGGAUCACGAGAUACAGAACCUGUGGGAUGGGGCGAUUGUUUCACGCUGUGACGAGGAGUUUGAUGAUGCAUGGGUGGCCAUGACGUGCACUGAUGGCAAGAGCAGUAUAUUUUGUGCAGUUUGGAGCCGAUUCCAAGUUCUGCCUCAGCAAGGUGAAGCCUUCAGGGCAUAUGCCGACAACAUGUAUGCCACCACGGUGGAAGAGCCUUUGUUUUCGGCGGGUGAAAUCCUGGUGUGUGGAAAACAGGAGCUCGUCGAGGGCAACAGCUUGUAUACCUCGGCCAAGACGUUUGAGGAGCUUAAAAUCUCCGAGCCGCUGCUGAGAGGGAUCUACUCCGAGAUGAAGUUUGAGAGGCCGAGCAAGAUCCAGGCCGAGACGCUGCCGCUGAUCAUGAAUCCCCCGCAUCGCAAUCUGGUGGCUCAAGCGCACAAUGGCUCUGGGAAAACUACAUGCUUUGUUCUCGGCAUGCUAAGUCGCGUCAACACUUCUUUGCACGAACCCCAAGCUCUGUGCGUUUGUCCAACACGAGAGUUGGCACUCCAGAACCAAGCAGUGCUCGAAAGAAUGGCACGCUUCACUGAUAUCAAAUCGACCUGUAUCAUACCUCCUACGGAAAGUAUCAGGAGCUCACUCCUCGGACAUAUAGUCGACCAAGUUAUCUUUGGAACUCCUGGGUCUUUGGAGAGGGCUAUCGUCAACGAGAGAAACUUAGACGUGCAACACUUGAAAGUUUUGGUGUUUGAUGAGGCUGAUCAUAUGCUAGACCAGAAUGGGUUUCGUGACUUUUCCAUGAAGCUAUUGCGACGCAUCAACAAGCAAGCACCGAGUUGCCAGCUCUUGCUGUUCUCUGCAACUUUCAGCGAAAAGGUGAAGAAUUUCGUGUCCAAAAGCAUCCCGAUAGCAAACCGAGUAUUCGUCGAAAAGCUCGAGCUCUCGCUGGACGUCAUCAAGCAGUACCGUGUAGAUUGCCCCUCUGAAGCUGCCAAGUUUGAGGUUCUCAAGGAUAGAAUCUUCCCCAUUGCCGAGAAGCUCGGACAGUCGAUCAUCUUCGCCAAGAGCCAACGUAGUGUGACCGAGCUGCACGAGAAGCUGGAAGCAGACGGUCAUAAGUGCAGUUCUAUCCAGGGAGGAUAUAGUCCCGACCUCCGUGACAAGAUCAUCGACGAGUUCCGACAGGGAAUAACCAGGAUCUUAAUCUCAACUGACGUUCUUUCGAGGGGGUUCGAUGUCGCGCAGGUCACCUUGGUCGUUAACUUCGAUCUUCCAGUCACGCGGGAUUAUCCCAAGCAGCCGGACUAUGAAACUUAUCUACACCGCAUCGGCCGAAGUGGAAGAUUUGGAAGGAAAGGAGCUGCAUUUAAUCUGGUUGUCACACAGGAGGACACGAGGAUGCUAACUCUGAUCGAGGAGCACUUCGGCAAAACCAUUUCACCGGUGGCCUGGGAUGAUGACGAAGCUUUCGAAAAGGUUUUGAAGGAGGCCGGACUAGCUUAAAAGUCAAGAGGAGUUUUUCCGGAGUUGUUUCGAUUUCUAUAGCUAGGCAACAAA
Selaginella moellendorffii is the source of this 1647-nucleotide messenger RNA. RefSeq names its product DEAD-box ATP-dependent RNA helicase 38. Gene Ontology annotation, biological process: poly(A)+ mRNA export from nucleus. Lineage: Eukaryota; Viridiplantae; Streptophyta; Lycopodiopsida; Selaginellales; Selaginellaceae. Bases 1 to 1593 code for a protein of 530 amino acids. Gene Ontology annotation, cellular component: cytoplasmic stress granule; nucleus. The record is from RefSeq and is a predicted model, not a curated record. The transcript has 10 exons. Gene Ontology annotation, molecular function: RNA helicase activity; ATP binding; RNA binding.